Molecule: messenger RNA, 3270 nt
Organism: Clonostachys rhizophaga
Lineage: Eukaryota; Fungi; Ascomycota; Sordariomycetes; Hypocreales; Bionectriaceae
Source: the annotation of a GenBank genome assembly
AUGGCUUCGUGGCAGACUCACACAUGCCCCUCAGACAACACAUUUGGGCCCAUAGUUCAUGGGUGUCGCGAUGACUUUGAUUUCACGCUCCUGUUUGAACAUCUUUUUUUCACCAUUGUCCCAUGUGCAGUAUUUAUCUUUGCUUCCUCUUACAAAAUUAGACAAUUAUGCCGUGUCGAGCAGAUCGCAAAUGGAAAGCUACUCCAAGGGAUAAAAUCUGUAGUUCACCUUGCACAUUCAAUCCUUCGCCUAGCCAUUCUAUAUAAUUUCAGUAAAACCACUGUCAUCGGUUAUACUAGUGCGCGUCUUCAUCAUCUCGGAAUAACAGCUACAGCAUUUGCCUUCCUUGGCGCUCUUACAGCUCUCAUUCUGUCAUGGCUGGCGCACUCACGAUGCCCGCGGCCUUCAUUCACCUUGACCAUUUUCCUCUUCCUCACAUUUCUCCUCGAUUUAGCACAGUCCAGAACUCUCUUGACCAUAUCACCAUCAUCAUGGGGCAUCGGGUACAUAUUCUCCAUCGCGACAGGCGUUAAAGCCCUCGCUCUGUUGCUCGAGAGUUAUCCCAAGACCUGGGCAUCUGGGCUAAAACAGCCAAGUCCAGAGCCAACUCUCGGGAUUUUCAGCCUCAUGACUUAUUAUUGGCUGAGCCCCCUCAUUCGUCUUGGGUCCCGAAAGCUCCUUGGGAUCACUGAUUUAUACAAUUUGGACCCGCCUAUGACAUUUAAACAGCUGGAUCCCAAGUUCUGGGUAUCUUGGAAUACAUCGAGUAAUUGGAAAGGGAAGACCCGAUUGCUUGUCGCGCUUUGGAGGGCGACGAAGUGGGAACUGCUCGCGCCCGUGAUACCACGGCUUGCAAAGCUUGAGUUUGGCCUUUGCCAACCUUUCCUGAUCCAGGCUGUCGGGCACUUUCUGUCCGAGCCCAAAACAUCCGAGUGGGCACGAGAAGGUAGAGCACUCGUUGGAGCAACUGGAGUGAUCUACCUGGGAUCGGCAGCCUCUCUGGGAUUGUACCAAUACUACAACCAGAGGGCAAGCAGCUUCCUUCGUGGCCUUCUGGUCGUCGGAAUUUACAGAAAGACUACUGAGCUGAGGCUAUCCUCGGAUGACAGCAAGGCAUCUCUAACGUUGGUAAGUGCUGAUGUCGAAAGAAUCCAGCAGUGUGCCCACGGAUUUCAUGACAUUUGGGCCAGCAUAAUCGAGUUCUUCAUAGUCGCUUGCUUGCUCUACCUUCAACUAGGCCUUGCGUUCCUUGUUCCAAUCGGUGUAGCGAGCAUAUGCUUCCUCAUCACAGUGGGCAUUGGUAAAACUGCUCCCCGACUCCAGAGAGCAUGGGUGGACGCUACUGAAAAGCGAAUUGGGAUCACGGCAACUCUUAUUGAGAACAUGAAAGCCAUCAAGAUUAUGGGCGUGAAUAAACAGCUGGGCGACUUUGUUCAGGCGAUGAGGGAUGCGGAGAUAAAUGCGGGCUCAAGUUUCCGAAUGACAAUCAUUUAUUCAGUAACUUGCUCAUACGCUCCUAUGAUCCUUUCCCCUCUCCUGACAUUCGCGGCAACUAGCAGAGACUUUGACACUACAAGAGCAUUUACUUCACUAGCAUUUAUCAGGCUGCUCACGAUCCCUCUGGGCAAGUUGUUUCAGCUUCUCCCGGCUCUAGUUUCGGCAACAGCCUGCUUCGACAGGGUCGCUUCAUACCUGGAGGCUGAAUCCCGUUCAGACUACCGGCUGAGAUCUUUUGUGUCGUCGGAGUUACCAAAUGGAUCUAAUUCUGGGCGCCCAAGAGAUAAUGAUGCCCGAAAUAAUGAACAUGCAACAGCGUCCCUAAACGCAACUCCUGCCUUUUCUAUCAAGGAUGGCUAUUUCGGGUGGAGAGACAACAACUUCGUCCUGCGCCAGAUCAAUCUGUCAAUUCCACAAUUAAAACUCACCAUGGUUGUUGGACCAGUAGCCUCUGGCAAACUUUCGAAAAUCGGAUUUUGCGACCAGUCCCCAUACAUACCAGAUGCGAGGCUGCGAGAUGUCAUCGUAGGCCACGGUGACUACGACGAAGUCUGGUAUAAGGACGUUCUCGAAGCCACGGCUCUAAGUCAAGACAUUGCCACUUUUGCCCAACGUGACCAGUCUACGACUGGCUCGAAUGGGUGCAAUCCAGAGAGUUGCUAUCGCGCGUGCACUCUAUGCAAGACCAUCGGUGUUCGAUCUGAAGGCUUGAUUCGCAGAUUGAGGGCCACUGCUGUUCUCUGCAGUCAUUCGACUAAGCAUCUGGCCUGGGCCGAUCUAAUCAUUGCCCUGGGAGCCGAUGGUAUGGUUAAAGAUCAAGGAACGUACCAGGAGCUCAAGGAAAACCAAGAAUAUACGCACUCUCUGGACAUAAACGAGACUGAGAACGCCAGGGAUGAGCCUGGCGGCCCCGACUCUCAAGAAUCUGACGAUUUAUAUGUCGCACAGCCAGAUUCCACACCAGAGUUUGAGAUCGAUGAUCGUCAAAGGCAAAUCGGGGAUUUCGCCGUGUACAAGCGCUAUCUAUCCACUCUUGGUCCAGUUCUGCUAUGUCUCUUCUUUCUCUUGACCCUGGCGUACAACUGGCCAUGGUACGGAGAAAUCAAGAUGAAAGAUGUUUCGGCUUCAUACGAGUAUAUGAAACUUGCGAGAAAUACCUUCAGCGAUCAACCUUACCCGUCAAUCACCGGAAACCAGGCUCUUGCCGUUAAGGAGCUAAACUUCACCAUUAAAGCCGGGGAGAAAAUCGCAGUAGUUGGACGCACGGGAAGUGGAAAGUCGUCGAUUGUGCUCAUUCUUCUACACCUACUUGAUCCUCUGCCCUCUGACAACCAGACAAUUACAAUUGACGGUGUACCUCUGAGCAAAGUAGAUCGAACCUCCUGGAAUGUCAACUUGGACCCAUACGCGGUCGCUUCUCUUGACGAAUGCGAGUCAGCGUUGAAGCAAGUCGGGCUGUGGACUUUGAUUCUCGGGCAUGGAGGGUUGGAGGAGCCCAUGAAGGCAGACUUCCUUAGUCAGGGCCAAAAGCAGCUAUUUGAUGUUCAUGAUACCGGUGCGACAAGACUGGGUGGUGUUGUGCUUCUGGAUGAGGUGGCGGCAAGUGUCGACAGCGCCACGGACUCGCUGAUCCACGAAAUUUUACACCGGGAAUUUGAAGGGUAUACGGUUCUAGCAGUCACGCACAAGGAGCACGCACUACAGGAUUUCAACCGGGUCAUGGUAUUGGAGAAUGGUGUCAUAAAAGAAUUUCGGAAUGUGGCUAAGUCGUGA